AUGCUGUAUGAACUAAUAGGCGUGGUCCGCCCCGGCCGCAGCAUCAACGAGAUCAAAGAAAUCACCCGCACAACCGGCAACAUCGUCCUCUCAGCCGGCGGCGUAGUACGAGGCAUCACGAACUGGGGCACAUUCACACUUCCCAAGCCUGCGCGGAAACAGGGCGCAACAUACAAAGAUGGACACUACUUCAUCCUGAGAUUCGAUUCGAGCGCGAAGACACAGCAUGCCGUGCGGAGGACCUUAGGACUGGAUCCACGGAUGAUCAGAUAUAGUGUGGUACAGCUGGGCAGUAAGCUGGAUGAGAUCAAGGAUAUUGCGGGUAAGGCGAAUUGGGGUGGUGUUGUUGGCGGGAGGGAUUGA
Messenger RNA from Fulvia fulva, 363 nucleotides. Its product is annotated as 37S ribosomal protein MRP17, mitochondrial. Lineage: Eukaryota; Fungi; Ascomycota; Dothideomycetes; Mycosphaerellales; Mycosphaerellaceae. The coding region runs from base 1 to 363 and encodes 120 amino acids. The record is from RefSeq and is a predicted model, not a curated record. Gene Ontology annotation, molecular function: small ribosomal subunit rRNA binding; structural constituent of ribosome. The transcript is spliced from 3 exons. Gene Ontology annotation, biological process: translation. Gene Ontology annotation, cellular component: mitochondrial small ribosomal subunit; ribosome.